AUGGAGGACUCCGUGUUCGCGGAGCUCGAGCUCGCGGAGGCGGCGAAGGCGGUCGCCGGCGUGCGCGUGCGCCAGCACGUCAACCCGCUCAAGGCGUCGCUGCAGACGCAGGCGCCGGCGCCCAUCUGGAGCGACGUCUUCGCGUCGACGUCGAAGCCGCUGGUCGUGGACAUCGGUUGCGGCGGCGGGAGGUUUGACCUCAUGAUGGCGAAGCGGUUCCCGAGCACGAACUUCCUCGGCGUGGACAUCCGAGCGCCGCUCGUGGAGCGCGGCAACUCGUGGGGCGCGCACGCCGGCAUCGUGGACAACUUGCACUUCGCCGAGUGCAACGCCACGAUCAGCAUGGGCGCGUGGCUGAAGGACUACGCGGAGAGAUGCGACGGCGAGGUGGAGAUGGUGACGAUUCAGUUCCCGGAUCCGCACUUCAAGAAGAAGCAUCACAAGCGAAGGGUCGUGCAGACCGCGCUCGUGCGGGCGAUCGCGGAGGGGUUGAAGCCGGGCGCGCGGGUGUUUCUGCAGUCGGACGUGAAGGCGGUGUCCGAGGACAUGCGAGAGAAGUUUGAACGGCACGGCGCGCACCUCGCGUGGGCCGCCGCGGGCGACCGAGAGGGGUGGCUGGACGAGAACCCGCUCGGGGUGCCGACCGAGCGCGAGGUGCAGACGAUGUCCUCGAACGGACGGUGCUACCGCGUCAUGCUCGUGAGGAACGAUACGCCCGCGUGA
This is a messenger RNA of Micromonas pusilla CCMP1545, 723 nucleotides long. RefSeq lists its product as uncharacterized. Gene Ontology annotation, molecular function: tRNA (guanine(46)-N7)-methyltransferase activity. NCBI's taxonomy places the organism in Eukaryota, Viridiplantae, Chlorophyta, Mamiellophyceae, Mamiellales, Mamiellaceae. Gene Ontology annotation, cellular component: tRNA methyltransferase complex. Gene Ontology annotation, biological process: tRNA methylation; RNA (guanine-N7)-methylation. The record is from RefSeq and is a predicted model, not a curated record. Bases 1 to 723 code for a protein of 240 amino acids. The transcript has 2 exons.